This is a messenger RNA of Paramecium sonneborni, 1621 nucleotides long. Lineage: Eukaryota; Ciliophora; Oligohymenophorea; Peniculida; Parameciidae. The record is from the annotation of a GenBank genome assembly.
UUAUAAUCUUAAUAAGCAUGGAUGUAUUUCUAAUAAUAAUCAUAUGUGUUCUAGGAUUGCUAUUAAUGUAUGUGAAUAUAUACCUACUUGCUUUAUAUUGUCAUCCUGAAGAUGGAGGAUUUGGAUCAUCAUUAUUUUGCAAAAUUAUUGUUGUUCUAGGUUUAACUCUUUCUUGGUGUCAAACUUUAAUGUUAACAUUAGAUGUUACAAAUGAAAGAAACCAAUAAGGUUUAGAUAUGCAUUUAUGUUGGAUCAUAAUUUACAUUUCAGUAUUUGUAAUGCUGGUGUUUCUCAUCCCUAUUGCUAUAUUUUACUAUGAAUCAGAUGAUGAAAAACCUAUUGUAAAAAUACAUUAAUAUACAAGUGUCAAAGAAUCACUUUAACAUUAGUUUAAGAAUUUAUGGUUUUAGUAUUUGCAUUCUUGACUAUAUUCUUAACCUAUUUUUGGUUAAGAGAUGCUUAAGUUCCUGUUACUGUUUAAGUAUAAGAUGCUACACUUUAAUUUUAAUCAAGUGAAAUCGAUUUGAAUAUUGAUAACUUUAUAAUUACUGAAGAAAAAUAAGAUCAUAUUGCUGCCAUCAUUGAUCCUAUUACUUUUACUAUUGGAUUAAUGUGUUUCUUAGGUUAUUUCUUCCUUAUCUUAUAUGGUGGAAUAGGAAUGAUUGCUUUACCUUUAGAUUUAGUUUGCUCAUAUGGAACAAGACCUAUUUUUGUAAUCAUUGUUAUAAUCUUAGAAAAGUGCUGCUUAAGCUACUGAAAAAAAAAAUAGACUCAAAAGAAUUGUGGCUUAAAUGAUUGAUUAUGCUAAAUAAUUAAGAGAUAUGGAAAAAGAUGUCAAAUGUGCAAGUGGAUGGUGGUCUAAAAGAAAAUAAAAUGCAAAAGUUGAAAAAAGAUAUACUAAAUUGGUUUCAGCAGUUAGUGAACUAGAAGAAGAAUGUGAAAUCUUUCUAUUAGAAUUAGAUAUUGGUAAUGCUAAUCCAUUAAUUUAUAUCUUUAAAUUAUUAUUAGGAAUUAUUUUAUUUACUAUUACUUUAACUUGGCUAUUGCAUCUUUUAUUAAAUGUUAUCAUUACUAUUGAUGGAAUACCAUUCUCACCUUGGUUAAAUAAGUUAUUUAUCUAAUUAGAAAUACAUAAUGUUGGAUUUCUCUCAGUUUUCUUCUUUGGAUUAUUUACACUCUAUUUAUUAUGGUGUGUCACUAAAGGUAAUUUAGUAUUUUCUAUGCCAUGGAUAUUCAAGUUUCAUCCCAUGAAGUAAUCAAUCUUUUUUAUUAUUUUAGAAUCAAUGAAACCUGGAUGAAUUCAUUUCUAUUUAAUAUUGUUUUAAUUUUAAUCAGCUCUGUUGCUCUAUGUCAUUUUAGUACAACAAUCUUUUCUUAAUACACAAGAUUAACAACUGUUGAUUUGAUAUUUGGAACUUAAAUCAAAUACCUUAAGAUUUUUAGUUGGGCCUUUCAAAAUAAAGUAUUUGAAUAUGCCUUAUUCUCAUGGACCAUUUUAGCUGGAAUUAUACAAAUGUUUAUCAAAUGUAGAAAACCUAAAUUACUUGAUUAAAUUGAUUAAAAAAAGAAAAAUUUAAAAGGAAAUUAUGAAAUCGAAUUAAAAGAACUAUUUCUAAAAUGA